This is a messenger RNA of Fusarium verticillioides 7600, 4391 nucleotides long. RefSeq lists its product as hypothetical. Bases 1808 to 3793 code for a protein of 661 amino acids. Gene Ontology annotation, cellular component: endoplasmic reticulum; ER to Golgi transport vesicle membrane; Golgi stack. Gene Ontology annotation, biological process: transcytosis; intracellular protein transport; endoplasmic reticulum to Golgi vesicle-mediated transport. Lineage: Eukaryota; Fungi; Ascomycota; Sordariomycetes; Hypocreales; Nectriaceae. The record is from RefSeq and is a predicted model, not a curated record. The transcript has 5 exons.
AAACAAUCCGUCAAACAACGCUUUUGUUGAUAGAAUUUUUUGGUUUGGACUUGUCUUCUUGUUGUCUGUCUAUCAAAUUUGCCUCAUCAAGAUCUUCGAACAAACAUCAAACUACACUGUCACAAGUUGGAAUCAUUGAUUUCCUCCGACACACGAAGCUCGUACAGGCAUCCUGUGACCACGAAGUUGGUUCUUCAAAAAUUUAGACCCUCUGGUUCGACAAGCUUUCACCGUUGCGAUACAACGGUCGUUCGUCGUUUCAGUUGAUUCACUCUGGAGCGGUUGUCUGUCAAUUCGUCUUUUGGUUAAACAAGACCUGAUUCUCUGCGCGCAAAACAUCAAUUCGACCUCUGCAGACAUCCAUUGUUAACGCCGCUCUCAACUGUAUUGGUCGGAAUUUCGACCAGUGGCCCAGCAGCAAACGAUCUGGAACCCCUCACCGCCGAUCGAUUUCUGCCGCUUUUCCAUCCUCAUCCUCGCAACCGCCGCCUGAAUCCACCCCGCCCACACUCUUUUGCGCCUGAUCUUAACGUGCGCCGUACAGCAAGCAAGCACUCUGCUAGAUACAACUUUGGUACCCUCCUCGGUCAGCAACCACAAGGCACCAUCGUUCAUUUCUUGUUCUGCGACUCCGCACCAGCUUCACAAGCAGGCAUUUCCCCCGUCUCACUGCUUUCGUGACCAGCCGACCUUUCCCUUCCGCUGUCACGCCCUCGUCAUCUUUUGGUGGCGUACUCACUUAAUUUUACGACCCCUCACUCUAGUUACGCCUGUCGCGCAAGUCCAAUUCUUCCUCGCCACGACCCUCGUACCAAAACACUUGCCGUUGUGUUUUUUUUCUUCUACUGCGGCUACGACCUCGUCCUCCGUUUCCCCCAUAGUUGGCUCUAUUACUUUGGGGGUUGCUAGGCAUUGUUUCUACCCUGUCAGCUGAGCAUUCCUUGUGCUUGUUGCCUAUCUUCUUCCUUUCCAACCUGCGUUCAGCGCCUUUACUCCGGCUUUCUCCUGUGGAUUGUCGUGGGUAGAGGGCAUCCCACCAAGUAUUUGCUAUGUGAGUCCCCUCCCUCCAUUACCAUCCUACCCAUAUCUUUCAGCGCUUGCGUUCCUCCCCUCCCUCCCCCUUCUUGUCUCUCUCAUAUCCACCUUGCUAGUUGUCUCAACUGCGCCCCCCUCUAGCUUUGUUUACUUGUCUCUCCUACACUUGCGCUUCAUCUGUUGCGCAUUACUCUCUUGACCAUACAGCUCACACUCUCAUCUUGCCAGGCUCAAACAACGCCCUUCUUCCAGAGCCCCUACCUCAGGCACUCGUCCUACUGAGACGUCCGCCUCUGGGACAACAUCUUACAGCGACGAUUCUUCGCAGGAGGCCAGCCAGGACUACACCGACUCUGAAGAGGACCUUUACGACGACGAAUACGACGACGACGACGCUCUUGGCCCGUCUGACUCUGCCUCAACUAGCGACCACGAUCAACAUUAUCGUCAUCACCUCUCUCAGCGCCAGCAUCAGCUCCCUCCUCACCAGCUUCCGCCUCAACCUCAAUAUCCACCACACCAUCAGCAGCUUGCUCAUCACCAGCAAUUACCUGGUCGCCAACCGCCACCUCAUCAAUUGCAACCCCGUCAACAAGGUCCUCCCCAGGAUCUUUACCAACCUGAAGAGGAACCCAGACAGUCUUAUCGUCGACCACGGCGCGAUCGUGCAGCGCCACCCACCGCCAAUCUGGAAGAUCCUCGUGGGUAUGGCGCCUAUGGCCGUAGCGCAUAUGGGCAUCCUCAGCCCGGCGGGCGCCCUGGCCCCGGUCAAAUGUAUGGCAGAGGCCAGCAACCAGGAUAUCAAAACCAAAUGGGGCCCUAUAUGGGAUAUCCUGGAAACAGCCAGAUGGUGCCAUUUGGCUACGGUGACCCUGCCAGCCCUUACGGUGCUGGGUAUGGAGGAGAAGGUAGAGGCAUGUAUGAUCUAAUGCCUUACCAACAACCUCCAAGUGGUUACUAUGGCGCCGUACAGCCUCAUCCUCUCUACGGGCCACCCCACAUGGCUGGAAUACCACCUGGGCAACUCACUACACCACCGCCACCUCCGCCUACUGAGCCUCCUGCCAAGCCAGCCACACCCGCUCCUCCAAAAGAAGAUCCUGAGAAGAUUCGUUUGGAAGCUGAGAUUGCUGCUUUCAAAGCUAUGGAGGAGAAGGUCAAGGCUGCCGAAAAGCAAAAGGAGGCUGAGGCGCAAAUCCGAAGAGAAGCUGAGGAAGCCUUCACCCGAAGAAUGGAGGACAUGAGAAUUGCCCAAGAGGAAGCCAAGAAAGAGAUCGAAAGGGCCAGGAUCGAGGCAGAAAAGGCUGCCCGAGAGAGAAUGGAAGCCGAACGAAAGGCUGAAGAGAAACGCGCCCAGGAGCACGCUCGCGCUAUGGCAGAAGCCGAGGAGAAAGCUCGUCUCAGAUUCGAAGCAGAGAUGAAGGCCGCUGAAGAUCGAAGAAAGGCAGAGGCAGAGGCUCGCAUUCAAGCUGAAGAAGAAGCCAGAAAGAAGUUCGAGGCUGCAGCGAAAGCAGCUGAAGAACAACGACAAGCUGAGGCUGCAGCGCGCGCACAAGCCGAAAGGGAGGCCCGAGAAAAGUACGAGGCCGAGAUGAAGGCAGCCGCCGAACAGCGCAAAGCAGAGGCCGAAGCCAAGGCCAAGGCCGAAGAAGAGGCCCGUCUGAAGCUCGAGGCUGAAUUGAAGGCAGCGGAGGAGCGUGGUAAGAGAGAGGCUGAAGAGAGGGCCAGGGCCGAAAGAGAAGCUCGAAUGAAAUUUGAGGCUGAAUUAAGGGCUGCUGAGGACAAGAGGCUGAAGGAGGAGGAAGAGCGAAAGCGUGCUGAGGAACUUGCUCGGGUUCGCUUUGAGAAAGCACUACAAGAGGAGGCUGAGGCAAAGGCCGCAGCCGCGAAGAAGGCCCAGGAGGAAGCCGAGCGCCUCAUGAGACUCGAGCAAGAGGCUAAGGAAGCCGCCGCAAAGAAAGCAGCCGAGGAAGCCGAGAAGCUCAAGAAGCUCGAGGAAGAAACUCGCGCGAAGGCUGAGGCUGAGACCCUCAAGAAGAUCGAGGAGGAAAAGAAGAAGGCAGCGGAUGCCGCCGCAGCUGAGGAAGCCGCUAAGAAUGCCGCCGCAGAACUUAAGAAGAAGAUUGAAGAGGAGACAAAGGUCAAGCUCGAAGAGUCUAAGAAGAAGGCUGAGCAGGCCCCAAUCCGAUUCAAGGAUGCAGUUGGUCGAAAGUUCAGCUUCCCUUUCCACUUGUGUGCCACUUGGCAGGGUAUGGAAGAUCUCAUCAAGCAAGCUUUCAUGCAAGUUGAUGUUCUGGGUCCUCAUGUAAUGGAAGGGCACUAUGAUCUCAUCGGCCCCGACGGCGAGAUCAUCCUGCCAUCCGUUUGGGAGAAGGUGGUUCAGCCUGAUUGGGCUAUCACCAUGACUAUGUGGCCAAUGGAUAAGAUGCCUCCACUGGGACCCAAGAUGCCUGGCGCGCCUGGCAUGCAUGGACACAAGCACGGCGGUCCUAUCCCUGUUCCGCCCCGUCCCAUGGGUCCAGGCAUGCGACCCCCUAUGAUGCCCCCUGGCGGUAUGCCUCCUGGAGGAGUUCGCCCGCCCGCUGGAUGGCCUGUCGGAGGAGGAGUUCGACCUGAUAUGCCAAUGCCACCCAACGUUGUCACAGUCGGCCCUAAUCCUGGCAAGUCCAGCAAGCACAAGAAGGCAUCCAAGGAUCACUCAGUCGUGGCAGGCUUUUUGUUUGGCAAACCUCCAAAGAAGAAGCCUAGCAAGAAAUGAGAUGUUAUACUGAUGAGGAAAUGAUCGUUUGAGAUUGAUUUGAUUUUGCAGUUUUACUUGUCUAUUCGCAGAUACCUUGCCGGCAUCGUUUGCCGGCCUGAUUUCGAAAACAUCUCCUUGGCAGUUUCUUAUGGGAUUUUCUACUAUUGUUUGAGAUGGAAAAACGAGGCAGCGGAAUUUUGAUCAUUUCCCAACUCAUGGUUAGCGUAUUCAUAUCGCAGAGGCGUCAAGAAUUGUCCUAUAUGCAUGUGGAUCGGAGUAUGAUGACAUGGUUGAAACGACGAUAUUGAGGAAUGGGAACACGAUCCAAUGUUGAAGACUUGUAUCGGUCAUCUUGACUCUGCGUGUGCCAGACGAUGAUCAAGUCUAGGUAUUGGCGCAAAGAUGACGCUCUGGCUUUUUUUUAUCUGUCCGUUUGGUUUGGUCUGGUCUUGGUUUUGAUUUGGAUAUGGCGGACGAGCACGUUUGAUAGACACGGCCGUCCUAGACACGCGUCACGUAGAAUGAAUGGAGUAGGAAGAAGAAUAAUUUGUUUUUAAGAUAAGCUUGUUUUUGAUCGACGUGAAUGAGUUGGGUAUGUCCCUUCUAUGGUCCCUUC